AUUAAACGUUUAGCAUAGGGCUUUAGAAACUGUUAUGCUGGACAAGUUGGAUCCAAGAGCAAGAAACAAGAGGCUAGCAUAUACUGUAGUAGAUUUUUUUUUUGACAGCAAUUUAACAUAUAGAUUCUUGUAAAGCGCAUGGAUCCAAUAGCUUGGUUGUGGCUUGUCAGACAGCUGGGACAAACCUUGCCCUCUCUGAAAGUCAUGCUUAAAAAAUUCGCCACUAGCUUUGCAGGCAAAACUGAACAAUUAUACUAUUUCGUCAUAAUUGCCAUGCAUCGUUAUUUUAACACAACAGCUAUUACUACUACUCACUCUGAUGAGAUUCAAAAGUCCAAGUGACCAAGCGCCCGUAGACAGUAGAAAUCACCGGGGCAGCGUCGAAAAGACCAACAACCACGGCACCGCCUGUACUGUCCACCUCCUUGCCGCGAUCCCACCCGCUAAUCGCCGUACGUAUAAUAAGGACGAGGGGUCACCUCCUCGAGGAUUUCAAGUCAUUGCCUGCUCUGCUGUUCAGCGCCCCGGGAGCAGCAAGCCAUGGCGUCAGACUUCGAGCCUCUCCUCCCCGGCGCCGGCUCCGAUCGCCGCCCCGUCAGCGGCGGCUGGAAGUCCGCUAUGUUCAUAAUCUGGGUGGAGGUGGCGGAGCGUUUCGCGUACUACGGCAUCUCGGGCAACCUCAUCAGCUACCUCACCGGCCCGCUCGGGGAGAGCACGGCCGCGGCGGCGGCCGGCGUCAACGCGUGGUCGGGCGCCUCGUCGAUGCUGCCGCUGCUCGGCGCCGCCGUCGCCGACUCGUGGCUUGGCCGGUACCGCACCAUCGUCGCCUCCUCCGUGCUCUACAUCGUGGGUCUAGGGAUGCUGGCGCUCUCGUCCAUGUUCUCAGCACCUCAGACACAACAGUGCACCCUCUCCGCCGGAGGUCAGCGAGCAUGCUCGUCUUCCAGCUCUCUCCAGACGGCCUUCUUCUACGUCUCGCUCUACCUGGUGGCCGUCGCGCAGAGCGGACACAAGCCCUGCGUGCAGGCCUUCGGCGCCGACCAGUUCGACACGAUGGAUCCCAGAGAAUCGUCGUCUCGGAGCUCCUUCUUCAACUGGUGGUACUUUGGGAUCUGCGCAAGUGCGACCGUCACAAUCGCGCUCAUGAGCUACAUCCAGGACAACGUCAGUUGGGGCGUUGGCUUCGGCGUGCCGUGCUUGGUCAUGAUGCUGGCACUCGCCGUAUUCUUGUUUGGUACCAAGACAUACCGGUUCUACGACUCAAGCAAUGGCCAGGGCGCCAGCAUCUUCGCCUGCGCCGCCGUGGUCUUAAAUGCAUGGAGGCAGAGGAGGUCGACAGAAGGUGGCGCGUUAGCAGAGCACAACAUUGUGAUUUUGGAAGAGGUGAGGAGCAUGGCGAAGCUGUUCCCGAUAUGGGCCACAUGCCUGCCCUAUGGCGUGGUGUUCGCGCAGCCGCCGACGUUGUUCACCAAGCAGGCGGCCACUUUGGACCGAAGGGUCGGGUCGUCGUCGUUCCAGGUACCCCCCGCGGCGUUGCAAUGCUUCAUGGGCAUCAGCAUGAUUACCUGCGUCGUGUUGUACGACCGCGUCCUGGUGCCCGUGGCACGAAGGUUCACCGGCGCCGCCUCGGGCAUCACCAUGCUCCAGAGGAUCGGCACGGGCAUGGCGCUAGCCCUGGCCGCACUGGUGGUCGCCGCGCUGGUGGAGAUGACACGGUUGAACACAGUGAGGGACGCUGGCAUCGUGGAUCAGCCAGACGCGGUUGUCCCCAUGAGCCUGUGGUGGAUCGUGCCACAGUACGUGCUCCUGGGCGCGGCAGACGUGUUCACCAUGGUCGGCAUGCAGGAGUUCUUCUACGACCAGAUGCCCGGUGCGCUUAAGAGCCUCGGGCUCGCGCUCUACCUGAGCGUCGUCGGCGUCGGCAGCUUCAUGAGCAGCUUCCUGAUUUCAGUCAUUGACGGCGUGACGAAGAGGGAUGGUGGGACGAGCUGGUUCGCCGACAACCUCAACCUGGGCCAUCUCGAUUACUUCUACCUGCUUCUUGGUGCGCUGACCGCGCUGGAGCUUCUUGCUUACCUUUACUUCUCAUCGUCUUACGUUUACAAUCGAAAGAAUGUCGAUGUUCAUUGAUACGUACAUUGGUCGAAGGUUUAUACUUACCAACUAUGCGACAAUUCAUCCAGGUGCUGAUUAUGGGCGCAAAUGUUGAGAUUAGCAUUCGAGAGAAAAUGGGCACAUAAGGGUAAUCGCAAGCAUAUAAACUUGACUGAAAGCUU
Molecule: messenger RNA, 2276 nt
Organism: Brachypodium distachyon (stiff brome)
Lineage: Eukaryota; Viridiplantae; Streptophyta; Magnoliopsida; Poales; Poaceae
Product: protein NRT1/ PTR FAMILY 5.10-like
Exons: 3
Coding region: 541-2130 (529 amino acids)
Biological process (GO): oligopeptide transport; transmembrane transport
Cellular component (GO): membrane
Molecular function (GO): transmembrane transporter activity
Source: RefSeq, a predicted model, not a curated record